This is a messenger RNA of Macadamia integrifolia, 1993 nucleotides long. RefSeq names its product protein DETOXIFICATION 27-like. Gene Ontology annotation, biological process: xenobiotic detoxification by transmembrane export across the plasma membrane. The transcript is spliced from 8 exons. NCBI's taxonomy places the organism in Eukaryota, Viridiplantae, Streptophyta, Magnoliopsida, Proteales, Proteaceae. The coding region runs from base 52 to 1563 and encodes 503 amino acids. Gene Ontology annotation, molecular function: antiporter activity; xenobiotic transmembrane transporter activity. The record is from RefSeq and is a predicted model, not a curated record. Gene Ontology annotation, cellular component: membrane.
GUUGUCUCUCAAACUGUAAUUGAAGGCAAGGGAAGGCAAGGGAAGGGAGCCAUGCAAUUCAGCAACGGCAUAACAGGGGAAGAGUCGGUUCCCUUGUUGCAGAAAGUACCAUCAAUAAGAGAGACUGAUGAUGAAGAGGAAGAUUUACGGAAGAGGGUUUGGAUUGAAUCAAAGCUGCUAUGGCACAUCGUGGGUCCAGCCAUCUUCAGCCGUGUCUCCUCCUUCUCUAUGAACGUUAUUACCCAAGCCUUCGCUGGCCACCUUGGUGAUCUCGAGCUUGCUUCCCUCUCUAUCGCCAAUAAUGUCAUUGUUGGCUUCAAUUUCGGUCUCUUGUUAGGGAUGGCUAGUGCAUUGGAGACCCUAUGUGGACAGGCAUUUGGAGCCAAGAAAUUCCAUAUGUUGGGAAUAUAUAUGCAGAGAUCAUGGAUUGUUCUGUUUCUCUGCUCUGUUCUGCUUCUCCCCAUGUACGUAUUCGCCACUCCCAUUCUGAAAUUGAUGGGGCAACCGGAGGAUGUCGCGGAACAGUCGGGUAUGGUGGCUGUCUGGCUUAUCCCUCUCCACUUUAGCUUUGCAUUCCAAUUUCCCCUACAGAGGUUCUUGCAGUGCCAGCUUAAGACUGCAGUGAUUGCCUGGGUUUCCUUGGUGGGUCUGAUCGUUCAUAUCUUCGUGAGCUGGCUUUUUGUGUAUGGUUUCAAGCUAGGCUUGGUUGGAACUGCUAUUACCCUUAACUUCUCAUGGUGGGUUCUGGUUUUUGGAUUAUUGGCUUACACAAUUUGUGGUGGAUGCCCUCUCUCUUGGACUGGUUUCUCUAUUCAAUCUUUCUCUGGGCUUUGGGACUUCCUCAAGCUCUCUGCAGCUUCAGGUGUUAUGCUCUGCUUGGAGAACUGGUAUUACAGAAUAAUAAUAUUGAUGACAGGGAAUCUGAAGAACGCAAAGAUUGCAGUAGAUGCUUUGUCCAUCUGUAUGACCAUUAAUGGAUGGGAAAUGAUGAUUCCAUUGGCGUUCUUUGCGGCAACUGGAGUAAGGGUAGCAAACGAGCUAGGAGCAGGGAACGGGAAAGGAGCAAAGUUUGCAACAAUAGUAUCAGUGGUAACAUCAAUGAUUUUUGGUCUCAUAUUUGGUGUGCUAAUUAUCGGAUUUCAUAGCAACUUUGCAAUUAUCUUCACAUCUAGCUACAACGUUAUUACUGCUGUCGACAAGCUCUCUGUCCUCUUGGUCUUCACCAUCCUCUUCAAUAGUGUUCAACCUGUUCUCUCUGGAGUGGCUGUUGGGUCGGGAUGGCAAGCUUUUGUGGCAUACAUAAAUUUGGGUUCCUAUUACAUCAUUGGGGUCCCAUUUGGAAUUUUAUUGGGAUGGAUCUUUAAUCUUGGAGUGGAGGGUAUCUGGAUUGGGAUGAUAUGUGGGACCGGGGUCCAAACAUUGUUAUUGGCCAUCACCAUCAUUCGAUGUGACUGGGACAACGAGGCAAGGAAAGCAACUUCACAGGUAAAGAAAUGGGCGAAAGAAGAUGAGGUGGACGGCGAAAACCAAAUCACAGCAAAUUUAAUAGAAGACUCUCACUAACAGUAGUGUCACUGCAUCAAUAUUAAUCCCAUAAAUUAGCAGAUAAAGGGAAUGCAGAAUUUACAAGCGUGUUGGUGAUUCUUUGGGCAUCAUCGAUCGAUCAAUCAUCGAAGUUAUUUGGCAGAGAUGCAAUGCCCCACCAUUUGUGAUUCAAAGAUCCAUUAGUACUGUUGCACUUGCAGAUGAAAUUUGUAAACCUGCUCAACGACCCCAAUAUGAUGACGAAGCUUAAGUAAUUUACUUAACCAUUUACUAGAUUGGGAGAGAAUCAGAGUAUUAUUUGAAGGGUUAAUACUGUGGUUGUCCUGGAGGUUUAAGGUUUGAUAAGCCUUAACUUGGCACCAAAGUAGAGUGAUUCAACAACAUGAAAGCUUCAUUCUUUGUUAAUUGUAUGUUGUUUCAUUGCCAUUAUUGUGUUUUGUUUUUCUUA